AUACCGCGUCUGUAGCUUGGGCGGGUCGGUUGUCGCCACUCGUCCCUUCGCGUGUGUUGUGUGAAGUGUUGUGGGUGCUGCGCUGAGCCACCUCUCGAUCUCCUGUCAGAUUCGGGCGGAGCCCAGCCGCACAGCGGCACAACGAUCUUUUAAUUUUUUUUUCGAUUGUGAGUGCAAGAAACUAUAGUGAUCUGUGAAGUGUCCAAGUGUGAAAACAUGUCGUUUAUUGGAUUCACUGCCCUCGUGGCACUGGCCGCUAUAGGGUCAGUGCUAUGCGAGGACGAAACUAUAGGACCGAUAUUCAUGAAGGAACCGGCUAACCGAGUGGACUUUAGCAACACGACUGGAGCGACUGUAGAAUGCGCGGCACGAGGAUCCCCGUCACCCGAUAUCAUCUGGGUCCGAUCUGAUGGAACUGCUGUUGGUGAUGUCCCUGGACUGCGACAGGUUCAAGCGAACGGAAACCUUUUAUUCCCGCCUUUCCGAGCGGAGGAUUAUCGGCAAGAAGUUCAUGCCCAAGUUUACGCUUGUCUCGCUCGCAACUCUGUUGGUACCAUUCAUUCCAGGGACGUUAACGUACGAGCCGUCGUUACUCAAGCUUACACCGUCAAUCUCAUGGAGGAGAGCGUUUUACGUGGGAACGCAGCUAUUUUGAAAUGUCAUAUUUCGACCUUUGUGACCGAGUAUGUUAGUGUGUCGUCCUGGAUUAUCUCUGAAGGAGAAACUGAUGAGCUGGAAAUAAAAGCAGAAUCUGAUGACUUGGAGGGUAAAUACCUAGUACUUCCAUCUGGAGAAUUGCAUAUUCGAGAUGUCGGACCCGAGGAUGGUUACAAAUCAUACCAAUGCAGAACAAAGCACAGGCUUACUGGUGAAACCCGACUCUCUGCUACUAAGGGACGACUUGUUAUUACCGAACCAACCAAUAAAAUUGCACCUCGCAAGGAUUCUACUAAGCACUUUGAAGGGUGGGAAGUGUUCACCGUGCGCCAAAUGGACGUGGCAUACUUAACGUGUCAAGUAGCUGCUUAUCCGUCGCCAGUAUUUAGAUGGUACAAGUUUGUGGAAGGUACAGCCAGGAAACAACCCGUUACGCUCGAUGAUAGAGUAAAACAAGUAUCAGGAACUUUGAUUAUCAAAGAGGCUAAAGUUGAAGACUCUGGAAAAUAUUUGUGCGUUGUCAAUAACUCCGUCGGUGGCGAGUCCGUAGAAACUGUUUUGACUGUAACCGCUCCUUUGAAAGCUACCGUUGAACCAGCUACUCAAACCGUAGAUUUUGGAAGGCCUGCCGUAUUUACCUGCAGAUAUGAGGGUAACCCUGUUAAAACAAUCACUUGGCUUAAGGAUGGCAAGGACAUGAAGCACCAUGAUGCUACCCUCAGGAUCGAAUCAGUAAAGAAGGAAGACAAGGGCAUGUACCAAUGUUUCAUUAGAAACGACCAAGAAAGUGCGGGAGCCAGCGCUGAGUUGAAACUUGGAGGCCGAUUCGAACCACCGCUGAUCCGUCACAGUUUUGGAGAACAGACCUUCCGUUCUGGCCCAUCGCUACGUCUUAAAUGCGUCGCAUCUGGCAACCCUACCCCCGACAUCGUGUGGCUCCUGGACGGCGAGAAACUGACCAGCGGUGAAAGACUUCAGAUCGGACAAUUUGUAACCGCUGAUGGCAACGUUGAAUCUCACUUAAACAUUUCUUCUGUGCAUACGAACGACGGCGGAUUGUACACAUGCAUCGCAUCCAGCAAGGUCGGUAGUGCUUCCCACGCGGCUCGCGUCAACGUUUACGGACUACCCUACGUACGACCCAUGAAGAAACGUCCCGUAGUCGCUGGUGACAACCUCAUCGUACACUGCCCCGUGGCUGGCUAUCCGAUUGACUCUAUCGUUUGGGAACGUGAUAACAGGGUACUCCCCAUCAACCGCAAGCAGAAAGUUUUCCCUAACGGCACCCUCGUGAUCGAAAACGUGGAGCGAAUGAGUGACGAAGCGACCUACACCUGCGUAGCUAAGAACUCUCAGGGAUACACCGCUAAGGGAACAUUAGAAGUUCAAGUCAUGGUUCCACCGUUGAUAAUGCCGUUCAAUUUCGGCGAGGUGCCAUUCAACCCCGGUGACACAGCUUUAGUGAAUUGUGUCGCCACUAAGGGAGAUCUUCCUCUCGACAUCUCAUGGACGUUCAGCAGCGAAACUAUAGACUCGAGCCUCCAGCGAGACAUCACAACUAUGCCUCUAAAUCCUCGUGCCUCCAUCCUCACUAUCAACUCCGUGAGCGCAAACCAUCAAGGGAACUACACAUGCAUCGUGCAGAAUGCGGCCGGCCGCGCAGAAUAUGCAGCGACACUCGUCGUCAACGUUCCCCCCCGCUGGAUUAUUGAACCCACUGAUAAGGCAUUUGCACAAGGCUCUGAUGCUAAAGUUGAAUGUAAAGCCGAUGGGUUCCCUAAGCCCCAAGUGACGUGGAAACGGGCUGAAGGUGACACCCCUGGCGAUUACAAAGAUCUUAAGCCAAACAACCCUAACGUAAAAGUUGAGGAUGGAACAUUGACUAUUGCUAAUAUUCAGAAAACGAAUGAGGGAUACUACUUGUGCGAAGCUGUGAAUGGAAUCGGUUCAGGACUAUCGGCUGUUAUUCUGAUUAGCGUUCAAGCUCCACCCCAAUUCGAAAUUAAAAUGAGAAAUCAGACUGCACGCCGAAGUGAACCCGCUGUCCUGCAAUGCCAAGCUAAAGGAGAAAAGCCAAUUGGAAUAAUCUGGAACAUGAACAACAAACGCCUCGAACCCAAAUCAGACCCACGAUACACUAUUCGCGAAGAAAUCUUGCCCGGUGGUGUUGUCUCUGACCUUAGCAUCCGAAGGACUGAACGAUCAGAUAGCGCUCUUUUCACUUGUGUAGCUACCAACGCAUUUGGCUCCGAUGAUACCAGCAUUAACAUGAUCAUUCAAGAGGUACCCGAAGCUCCGUAUGGCCUUAAGGUUUUGGACAAAUCUGGAAGGACCGUACAACUGUCAUGGGCGGCUCCCUAUGAUGGCAAUUCUCCAAUCAAGAAGUUCCUCAUUGAAUACAAACGAGCCAAGGGUAACUGGGAAAAAGACAUUGACAGAGUUCUUGUACCCGGAGAUACGACUGAAGCCGGAGUUUUUAGCUUGAGACCUGCCACCGCCUACCACAUCAGGAUCGUUGCUGAGAAUGAACUGGGAACUUCUGAGCCAUCUGAGACUGUUACCAUUAUAACCGCUGAAGAAGCCCCUACUGGUCCCCCACAAGACUGCAAAGUUGAUGCUGUUGAUAAGCACACCCUCCGCGUCACCUGGAAGCCUCCCCCACCACAAGACUGGAACGGUGACCUCCAAGGAUACUAUGUUGGUUACAAACUGGCGUCUAGCAACAAAUCUUUCGUCUUUGAAACCGUUGAUAUCUCUAAGGAAUCUGGCAAGGAACAUCACUUGGACAUUCUAAACUUGAAGACUUACACUCAAUAUGCCAUUGUAGUACAAGCUUUUAACAAGAUGGGAUCAGGCCCCGUGUCCGGAGAAGUACGAGCUUAUACCGCUGAAGGUGCCCCAUCUGCUCCACCCCAAGACGUUCUUUGUACUACUCUUACGGCGCAAACAAUCCGUGUAUCAUGGGUAUCCCCUCCUCUUGCUGCUGCUAACGGACUUAUCAAGGCUUACAAAGUGAUUUACGGACCUAGCGAAACUUGGUAUGAUGAAAAGUCAAAGGACACUAAGAUUACGGCCAGCAGCGAAACUAUCCUUCACGGACUUAAGAAAUUUACGAACUACUCUAUGGAAGUGCUUGCGACUACCAACGGAGGCGAUGGCGUCCGAUCUGCUCCUAUUCACUGCCAAACUGAACAAGAUGUACCGGAAGCUCCUCGUGCUGUGAAAGCAUUAGUUAUGGGACAAGACUCGAUCCUGGUAUCAUGGAGGCCUCCUGCGCAACCCAACGGUGUUGUUACUCAUUACAAUGUCUACACUCAGGCACAGAACGCUGAACCCCAUCCCAACAAGGUACCAGCUUCUCAAACUAGCUACUCGGCAACUGAGCUGAAAGCCGGCCGUUACGACUUCUGGGUCACCGCGUCUACCAUCAUCGGCGAAGGCCAACCCUCAGCCACCGCUUCCUGCAGCCCAAGCGAUAAAGUUCCCGCCAAGAUCGCGUCUUUCGAUGAAUCUUUCACCGCUACUUACAAGGAAGAUGUCAAACUGCCCUGCCUUGCUGUCGGUGUUCCUCCUCCUAACAUUUUGUGGAAGGUGAAAGGCCAUCCCCUGGAAGCGUCAGAACGUGUGCGUCAAUUGCCUGAAGGAUCCCUGCAGAUUGCUGGCGUAGCUCGUGAGGACGCCGGCGAAUAUUCAUGCCAUGUUGACAAUCAAUUCGGAACUGAUACUGUUACCCAUACGCUCUCAGUACUCGCUCCUCCUUUCCCGCCUCAACUCAGCAUCGCGUCGUCGUCCGUGUCAUCUCUCACUCUCCGCCUGAAGCCUUCCGUUGAAGUAGACCAGUCGCCCGCCGCAGGAUACACCAUCCACUACAAACAAGAAUUCGGAGAUUGGGAAACCGUACAGAUUCCAAGCACCACUGACACUUACACUUUGGAGAACUUGUUCUGCGGUUCAAGAUAUCAACUCUACGUUACAGCUUACAACGGUAUCGGCACUGGUGAGGCUUCAGACGUGGUGAUCGCCCGUACUCGCGGUUCCAAGCCCCCGGUACCUCGCGCCGCUGAUUUCAUUGAAGUCGGAAGCUCUUCAGUCACUCUGCACCUCAAACAAUGGUUGGAUGGCGGAUGCCCCAUGAGCCACUUUGUCGUCGAGAACAAGAAAAAGGGUGCUGCUGAAUGGAAUCAAAUCUCCAAUGCUGUCAAACCCGGUGGAAACUUCGUCGUACUUGAUCUGGAACCUGCCACUUGGUAUGUACUGAGGAUUACAGCCCACAACAACGCUGGAUUCAACGUCGCCGAAUACGAAUUUGCUACGCUUACCAUGACCGGAGGAACCAUUGCUCCCUUACCUGGCAACAUCGGCACCGAUAAGGAACUGCCUCCCUGGGUCAAGGCUUGGCUGGAACCAGAAGUCCUAGUACCAAUUUUGGCAACGAUCGUGGUGUUCAUCGUAGGCGUGGUGGUGAUCUGUCUGACCUUAGCUCGCAGGAACACCCCGCACCGCCUGCGAGGUCAGAAGGACAUGUAUUACGACGCAGUGUACAACGCGUCGCAGGCCGCGCUGGGCGGCGGCGGCGGCACGCUGGACAAGCGCGGCGGACUGCGGGACGAGCUCGGGUACAUCGCGCCGCCCAACCGCAAGCUGCCGCCCGUGCCCGGCUCCAACUACAACACGUGCGACCGCGUCAAGCGACAGGCCGUCAUCAUGGGCGCGCACUCGACGUGGGACCCGCGCCGCCACCACUACGAGCGCGUCCGGCGCCCGCGCCUGCGCAGGGCCGGCUCCGGAGACACCGCCUCCACAGGCAUGGAAGACGAAAUCUGCCCGUACGCGACGUUCCACCUGCUAGGCUUCCGCGAGGAGAUGGACCCCAGCAAGGCCCUGGCCUUCCCGCAUCAUCACCCCGCCCACGCCGGCACCCUCGCCCACCCCCACCCACACCACCCAGCUCACUCGCGCGCCGGAUCCCAGAGCAUGCCUCGUGCCAACAGCCGCUAUGCCCGCAAGAACUCUCAGGGUGGACAGAGCGCCAUCUACUCGACUGCCCCCGAAUACGACGACCCGGCCACCUGCGCUGAAGAAGAUCAAUACCGUGCCCGUUACUCUCGCCCGAUGUACGCUUGUGGUCCUGAGUAUGACGAGCCUGCUUGCUGCGCUCCCGAAGACGAACAAUACACCGGCGCUUACGGCACUCCCUACUCUGAUCACUAUGGAUCUCGUCCCAGCAUUGCUUACGUGUCAGGUACCCGCAAGUGCGGCGGAUCCCCCGAGCCUCCCCCACCCCCUCCACGCAACGCCAACAACGACAACAACUGCUCCUCCUCAUUCAAUGAAAGCAAGGACUCGAACGAAAUCUCCGAAGCCGAAUGCGACCAGCCACGCAACUAUCCCGUAAGGGCCCACACUGCUAAGGACGGCUUGCACAGCGAGGAAAUGAGGAAACUCAUUGACAGACCAGAAGCAACCACCCCAAUCCCCCAGCAAGCAGUCCACGGGCGGGGACUCACAGCCUACGAUACUGUGGCAGUGUAACCUGUAAACUGGGCCCCGUGUCACAGCGCGGCGACACACGCACAUUUUAUACGUUAAUUUAGUGGACCAUUACCAUCUUGCUGAUAUACCGCUCGCAAGCUUUGCAGAACUUUUUUUAAAAUAUAAAUUAUCAAUUGCACUUUCGCUCUAUAAUUUGGUCUACCUUUCAGCAGGAUGGUGAUAAUCGUGCCAAAUCUACUAUUUUUUACAAUUUCAUUUGUGUGUCGCAUUUUUGUAUUGCUAUUUAAUUUGAAAUUUACCCCAACUAAGUUGGCUGGACAUUUUACUAUUUUAUUUAGUUACUUUUUUACUUUGUUCUUACUUUAUCUGUGGUAAAUUUGGAAAGUCGAGUAAUGUACAAAUUAGAGUCUACCUUUCCAAAUUAGAGAAACCUAUAACGCGUCACAGUAGAAUUACCAUUAAAACAGAAAAUUAUGGUUGUGGUAGUUAUCUCAAAUUGAUAUAUUUGCUUAAAUAGAUAGGUGACGCGAUACGUCCUAUCCAAGUCAUUAUAUAUUAUACCUCCACCCUACAUACUCGACAGCAACACGUUUACUACAGAAUUCUUAAUUGUAAUUAUAGUUUACCUUAUUUGUUCAGCUUAAUUUAAAGAAAGCUUCAGUAAAAUGUAUCUGGUUUUGGGGUGAUUGGGAUUAAAUUUAAAUUAAGCUCAACAUGUAAUAAUGUAUGUGAUAUUUUGUAUUUUUAUCCCAUUUUUAAUUUUUACAUGGAAUAAUAAUCGACGUAAACUUUAUUUAUACUCUUAGGAUGGUAAUAUUAGGUGACCACAACCGAGUGGUGUAACGAUGCUUCCUUUUAACGUUAUUGCUUUUAAUUAUUCUCUUUGUCUUUUACGUUGUUGUCACACGUCCUAUUUGUGUCAAAUAUGUUGGUUUUGAUUUUGGCAUUUACGCAUAUACUUAGGGUAAGUGUAGGAUAUAAAUUUCUUUAUUAGUAAUUAAUCAACUUUUAAACAAAGUACUAUAUAAUCCGUAGCUAGUUAGUAACACACGUUACGCAUUAUAACUAUGUAAAAUUAAUGGUAAUCAAUUUUAGUACUACCUACUCUUCAAGCCGCAUAAAUUACUGGAAGCGUAUCAUACUAAGAUGAUAUUAACAGUUACCUAUCUAAAUGAACUGCAAGGAAUUACUCAAUCUAUGACACCCUGUAACCCAUAGCAAACACUGCUGACAUGGAAUUUAUAAUAAUCUUUUAAAAUAUUAAUCUAGUACAGUAAGGUGCAUUUUUAAUAAUCAUAAUCGUAAUUUUAUCCUUCUAUAUUACGCAGACGACUAGGUGUAAGACACUCGAGUGUCAUUUUCUAGGUGUUUCCCAUUAUAUGUUGUGUAUUGUGGUGUAAGCUUCGCAAAGUAGGCUUGUAGUUAGGUUUUCGCGACUUCCUAGCAACAUAAUCUUCUCUUAACCUUCCAAUUAGAAUUCGAUUAAAUGAAAAUCUAGUUAAAAUUGAAAUGUCAACAAAAUAAAUAAAAUUUAUUCAAAAUUGUUACGGCAAAUAAUUCAAUUAAAAUUUGUACCAUAAUCUUAUUUGUAUUGGCAGUGGAGAGAAAUUAAUUGUUUAUAUAUUUUCGCUUUUGUCGAUGUGCGUUUGGUUUGCAGCUACUUGAAAUUGAAAGUUAGUUUCGUAAUUUUUAUGGCGGUAUGACAUCGAUAACCACAGCUAACUAACUGUACCAAAGUGUUUGAUUUGUGUUAAAUAAACUACUCAAAUGUCAACUAC
Molecule: messenger RNA, 7928 nt
Organism: Spodoptera litura
Lineage: Eukaryota; Metazoa; Arthropoda; Insecta; Lepidoptera; Noctuidae
Gene: Dscam1
Product: Down syndrome cell adhesion molecule 1
Biological process (GO): axon guidance; dendrite self-avoidance; homophilic cell-cell adhesion
Cellular component (GO): plasma membrane; axon
Molecular function (GO): cell-cell adhesion mediator activity
Source: RefSeq, a predicted model, not a curated record